AGUGACGUCACCGGCCCUGAAGCGCCCUCCGGCGGCCGUGGGCUCAACCCCACCAGGCGGUUCUUGAACAGCCCAAGGGGGCGGCGGGCCGCAGUAGCCCUCUGAGCUGCUUUCCCUCGCGCCCGCUCCGGGGCCGCAGCGGAUGGGCGGCCGCGGGCCGCGGGGCAACAGGCGGGGAACGGGUGCGAGCCAGGACCGGGAGGGGCGGACGCGCAAAGGGGCCGCGGGGCGGCCGGGCGGGGCGCGGGCCGGCGGUUUGGGAGGGCGCCCCGCGUCCGAGAGGUGAGCCGGGCCCUGAAGCUGCGCGGGUUCCGCGUCGCCCCUGCCGCGCCAUGGCGGAGACCAAAAUCAUCUACCACAUGGACGAGGAGGAGACGCCGUACCUGGUCAAGCUGCCCGUAGCUCCCGAGCGCGUCACGUUGGCGGACUUCAAGAACGUGCUCAGCAACCGGCCGGUGCACGCCUACAAAUUCUUCUUCAAGUCUAUGGACCAGGACUUCGGGGUGGUGAAGGAGGAGAUCUUCGAUGACAAUGCCAAGUUGCCCUGCUUCAAUGGCCGGGUGGUUUCCUGGCUGGUCCUGGCUGAGGGCGCUCACUCGGAUGCAGGGUCCCAGGGCACUGACAGCCACACGGACCUGCCCCCACCCCUUGAGAGGACAGGCGGCAUUGGGGACUCCAGGCCCCCCUCCUUCCAUCCAAAUGUUGCCAGUAGCCGUGACGGAAUGGACAAUGAGACAGGCACAGAGUCUAUGGUCAGUCACCGACGGGAGCGAGCCCGACGCCGAAACCGUGAUGAGGCUGCCCGGACCAAUGGGCACCUGAGAGGGGACCGGCGGCGGGACCUGGGACUACCUCCAGACAGUGCAUCCACUGUACUGAGCAGUGAGCUUGAAUCUAGCAGCUUUAUCGACUCAGAUGAAGAAGACAACACGAGUCGGCUGAGCAGCUCUACCGAGCAGAGCACCUCCUCUCGGCUAAUUCGCAAGCACAAAUGCCGUCGUCGGAAGCAGCGCUUGAGGCAGACAGACCGGGCCUCCUCCUUCAGCAGCAUCACCGACUCCACCAUGUCCCUGAACAUCAUCACUGUCACUCUCAACAUGGAGAGGCACCACUUCCUGGGCAUCAGCAUCGUGGGCCAGAGCAACGACCGGGGUGAUGGCGGCAUCUACAUUGGAUCCAUCAUGAAGGGCGGGGCUGUGGCAGCUGAUGGCCGCAUUGAGCCAGGCGACAUGUUGCUGCAGGUGAAUGAUGUCAACUUUGAGAACAUGAGCAACGAUGAUGCUGUGCGGGUGCUUCGGGAGAUCGUAUCCCAGACGGGGCCCAUCAGUCUCACAGUGGCCAAGUGCUGGGACCCGACCCCUCGGAGCUACUUCACCAUCCCAAGGGCUGACCCAGUUCGACCCAUCGACCCGGCUGCCUGGCUGUCCCACACAGCAGCACUGACGGGUGCUCUGCCCCGCUAUGGUACGAGUCCCUGCUCCAGCGCCAUCACACGCACCAGCUCUUCCUCACUAACCAGCUCAGUGCCCGGCGCCCCACAGCUUGAGGAGGCACCGCUGACUGUGAAGAGUGACAUGAGUGCCAUUGUCCGCGUCAUGCAGUUGCCAGACUCGGGACUGGAGAUCCGGGACCGCAUGUGGCUUAAGAUCACCAUUGCCAAUGCUGUCAUUGGGGCGGAUGUGGUGGACUGGCUGUACACACACGUGGAAGGCUUCAAGGAGCGAAGGGAGGCGAGGAAGUAUGCUAGCAGUAUGCUGAAGCAUGGUUUCCUGAGGCACACAGUGAACAAGAUCACCUUCUCUGAGCAAUGCUACUAUGUCUUUGGUGACCUGUGCAGUAACCUCGCAUCCCUGAACCUCAACAGUGGCUCCAGUGGAGCCUCAGAUCAGGACACACUGGCCCCACUGCCCCACCCAUCUGUACCCUGGCCCUUGGGUCAAGGCUACCCCUACCAGUACCCAGGACCCCCGCCCUGCUUCCCACCUGCUUACCAGGACCCUGGCUUCAGCUAUGGCAGUGGCAGUGCUGGGAGUCAGCAGAGUGAAGGGAGCAAGAGCAGUGGGUCCACAAGGAGCAGCCAUCGGACCCCAGGCCGAGAGGAGCGCCGGGCAACUGGAGCUGGGGGUAGUGGCAGUGAAUCAGACCACACAGUACCAAGUGGGUCUGGUAGCACCAGCUGGUGGGAGCGGCCUGUCAGCCAGCUUAGCCGUGGCAGUAGCCCUCGAAGUCAGGCUUCAGCUGUUGCCCCAGGGCUCCCCCCACUGCACCCCCUUACAAAAGCCUAUGCAGUAGUGGGUGGGCCACCUGGAGGGCCACCUGUCCGGGAGCUGGCUGCUGUUCCUCCAGAACUUACAGCUAAGCUGCUUCCGGAUUCAGGUGUGGGGGCCAGUCCAGAACUGACCCAGGUCUGAUCCUGCCUGGAGAUGGAAGACGCUCUUGUCCCUUGCCGCAUAGUCAUGUGGCUCUGUCCCUGGUGCUGGCCAGUAAGGGGCCACGCAGGCAACUUGUCUGUCCUUGGUACUAGUAGCUGAUUCCAGGGGUCCUGGGUGGCUGGUGCUGGCCAUGGUGCUGACCCACACCCCACCCUGUUGUAUGCUCUGUCCAAGGUGCUGGUGGUGACCUGGUCCUCUCCUACAGGCUAGGGCUCAGCCAGGAAUGGAGAAGGCUGGGUGUUGCCUACCUCCUGAGUGUCCUCUGCUUGCUGUCUUUCUUGCUCUUUCCUGAUACAUAUAUACAUGCCCAGCCUUCUAUUCCUGGGAUGCCUGGACAGGGUGCUGAGUGAGGGCCCCAGGCUGGGCGUGUUCAGGCAAGUAGUACCUUCUGGCCUCCCAGGGUUUGCCUGGGGAAUUCCUGAAUUUGAAGUAUGGCUAUGGAGUCUCAAAGAACCUUUUGUGGGUCAUUUUCUAAGCUAAUAGAGCUUGGUCACCUGGGCAGGCCUUAGGUGGGCAUAACAGGAUCAAGGAUGAUCAUGCCUUUGAGGGAUAGGUAGGCUCAUAGGGUCCAUCUUGUGCACUGCAGGCCUUGGGGGGUUACUGUGGGGCUAAGGUCAGUGGAGUCUGAGUCUAUAGUUAAGUGUUUUAAGUCUCAGGUUGAGGUACUAUUUAGGAUUUGUUGGCUUAGGAGAUCUCUGGUAGGGCUGGGUUCACUAAAGGUAAGGUCAUUGGUCAGGGGUCAUUUGUUGUGUUCUUGAGUUGCCUCACCUCUACCACUGUUCCCAUCUGCUGCUCCCUUAGGGCUCCUUCCCAGGAAGAACUCCUGGGUGUUGAGCUUUGGCAGCCACAGAAGCACAUAGCACUUGGGCAGGUGGAAGGUGACUAGGAUGCCCAGGGCACAGAAUAGGAUAGCACCCAUCUGCACAGCUGGCUGGUAGGUCACCUGCACAUUGGCCAGCAGGGGCACAAAAGAAACCCAGGUGAUGAAAUAAGUUAGCAUGGCGAAGGUGAGACCACGGGCACGGUUGUAGCGACUAGGCUGGCUCUGUACCAGGAAAGUGCCCAGAAAGCAGAGGAAAGCUAACAUUGCAUUGGUGAUGUGCACCAAGCCCAGGCUGACCCAGGAACGCAUGCGGCAGUGCUCCAGUACCUCUGUGGGCAGCACCCGCCAAUCUGUCACCACCUCUGGUGGAAAAGCUAUCAAAUACCAGGCACAUAGUGCUGCCUCCACAAAAGUGGCCAACAGUACCACCAGCCAAGCCCAGGGUCCCCGAAGGUAGCUGCAUAGCCAGUUUGCCCAGUUCAUUGGCAGCUCAGACUCCACAAAGAUCUCGGCUGCUUGCAGGAAGAGUGUGCUCAGGCAGCCUGUGAGAGGGAGGUGAGCCAUUGGUUGUUGUGCAAGGCAGCUGGCAGAGCUUGGUCGUCCUGGGAACAGAAGGACACUGAAGCAGAAGAGACCUAGGCAGAUCACGCCAAAGCAGAACAGUGACCCACCUGAGGCCUGAACAAGAGGGCUGUCCCAGUGGUGGACAAAGAGCCCCAGAGCAGCCAGUGCUAGGCCCAGCACCAGGCAAAGCAGCAGGAGUAAUGACAGCACAGUUGGCUCCCCCCAAGCCAGAAACUUGGGCCUGCGAGGUAAGCAGGUUGUGCUUUUCUCUGGGGACCACUGGUCCUGGUUACACGGAGUACAGGUGAAGUCAUCUGUAGUGGUGAAAAGAGAAGGGCAGUGUGGGGGCUGGUAAUGGGAGACAGGACUCGCCAGCCAGCCCCCACAGUCAUUGCCUCAACAUUAGCCCUGGGGGGGGGGGGCUUGCCAGACUUGUAUGCUUCUGUCCUCUAGCCCAGCUGUGCAGGCUAUCUAGGGAAGAUGGUUCACCUGGAUGCUUCCGGUAGCUGCCUGCCUUGCAGUCCACACAGUCAUAGCAGCAGGAAUGAAAGCCCUUUACUCUGCGCACCUGGCCAUCUUCGCACUGUCGGGAACACUGGGAGACUGGCACCUGGACAUGGAGCCUUGGGUUAGGAUCCCCUUGGCUAGCAUUGGCCCAAGACCCACAAACUUCUACCCACCAUGCCUUUUGCCUAUCUUGUCCUUACCUGGUUAUCUGGCCAGUACAUUUUAGAGUGCUCUAGCUGAAGGGUGCCAUUGAAGGUGCCUACAUUAUGUAAUACAGGUGUAGGGCUCUGCCACACCCACAUCUUCAGGUCAUAUUCCAUGUCUACAUUCCCGUUAGCAUCAAACUGCAGUGUCAAGUCUCGAGCAUGGAAACUCAUAUUGUACAUGUUGUCCAGGAGCUGUGGAGUGGAGUCAGGGUAAGGCUGACCCAUGAGCCUCUCCAGUCACGACAAGAUUUGGCUCUUCCUGGUUUAGUGUUCCUGCAGUAGCAGGCAAAACCCAGAAAAAUCCCUACCCUUACCUGCCAGGGUUGAACAUGCUCUGAUGUGUGGCAAUGUGAGACAUUGCACUGUAGGGUGUUGUGAAGGGCCUGAGCCACACUGUACACAGCUGCAUAAGUUGCAAAUAUUUGGUGGUGCAACUGCCCAGCUGAUAGAUUCUGUGACAGCCCAGAUGAUAGGUUUUGCAGCACGAUGUAGUCACAUUGUGGACAGCGUUGCCCCAUCACAUGCUCCUCCAGAUCCAGCUCGGCAUUCAGUGAGGCACAGAAUGUUGGGUCAGCAGCCAGGGCAAGGCGAGUCUCCACAUAGUGGGGAAAUUCAGGCAGUGGGGCACCCCGCUGCAGAAACCCAAGCACAGUGCCCACACGGGCAAUAUUGGGAAGUGUCAUGACCAGGUCAGAAGUCAGCCAGGACUCACUGGCCACCCAUACUUUGGGUGAGAGGCCAUGACGGAUGCUGUAGCUAAAAAGGGAGGAGACAGCAUGGGCAGAGGCAAACAGCACCACCACUUGUACAUUACUUUGGUUCACUUGGCGUAGCAGAUCCAACACCUUGUUCAACUGUUGGCCACUAAUGUCAUGUUGUGGCACCAGGCCUUCAUGUGCGAUGCAGAUACCGCGUGCAUUGGCUAGACCAGAAAAGAUGCUCAGACCUUCCCGGCCAUAGUCAUCAUCACUACCUAGGGCAGCCACCCAGUUCCAGCUGAAAUUCUGUAGCAGAGUCACAACCGCCUGCAGCUGCACCCGGUCACUGGGCACUGUGCGGAAGAAGGAUGGAAAUGUUUCCCGGUCACUUAACCGAUCCAUGCUGGCGCUAUAGCUGACCUGUGGUGAUCAAGAAGGACUUCCUGAUGUAAGAGGUCAAUGGGCACAGUUGGUUGAAGGAACACAAAGGAAGUGGGCUCACUCACCUGUGGCAUAAGGAAGAAGCUGAAGAACUUGCCUGUGAUAAGGGCAAGCUCUGAUGAGUGGGGACCAAUGACAGCCAGCACACGGGGUUGGUACUGUGUGUAGUUGCAGUAGGCAGCAAUGCUUUGACUGCCCACCUUGGCCAUGAACAUGAGACUGGGCUUCAUGGUGACCACUGGCUCUGAGCAUGUGUCAAACAGAUCAUAGCCCAGUUGCAGCCCAGGGAGCAAGGCAGAUCCGUUGUUGAUCUCUUCCACAGCCAUCUUCAUAGCCAUGGCCAGGAACAAACCAAGGUGUGAGAACCUUAGGCCACAUGGAAAUUGCAGGUUGUUACCACCUCAUCCCCAGAUUGGGAGUUCUACAGAUCCAAAGCUGAUAAGCUUCAGCUCACUCCCACCCCAGCUGCUAGCCUCCGUACCUGUUACACAGGAUGCCAUUGGGUUGUGUUCUCUGGUUCAGAGUGGCCUCCUCAGUUGAGCCCAGGGGAAAUAGUCCACCUAGUAUGUAGUCCCCUUGUGCCUUGAAUUGCCGUGACAGACACAAAGAGGCCCCCAUCCCAAGCUCCAGGAAAGCAGCCAGGCUGAGGACCAGGAUAGCCAAGCCUGGCAUGGUAGAAGUUUCCAGCAGUGACAAUAGAUGGGUGUGCGGGGCUGGAGCCACAGAUGUACUGAGCCAAGGGGAGGGAGCAGUGGAUUUGUUUAGCAAAAUCCCUGCUCUGCUUGGCUGCCAAUCCCCAAGGAGCUCCGGUGAUAUAUGCAAUAUCCCAGGCCUGAUGUUUUGUGUAUACUUGACUCCGUAUCUAAUAAACUCUGCCCAAGAGUGAUCCAGUAAGCCAA
This is a messenger RNA of Grammomys surdaster, 6570 nucleotides long. It is a transcript of the gene Dvl1, whose product is annotated as dishevelled segment polarity protein 1. Gene Ontology annotation, cellular component: cytosol. The transcript has 16 exons. Gene Ontology annotation, molecular function: frizzled binding. Bases 333 to 2411 code for a protein of 692 amino acids. Lineage: Eukaryota; Metazoa; Chordata; Mammalia; Rodentia; Muridae. The record is from RefSeq and is a predicted model, not a curated record. Gene Ontology annotation, biological process: intracellular signal transduction; canonical Wnt signaling pathway.